GCAGUGAUGGCAAUUUAAUAAGCCAAAAAAAAAAUUUAAUUGGCCAUCGGCCAAUGCUUAAUAAUUUGGCUAAAAACAGUCAAAAUUUAUGGCCAAAGUUUAAUGUCAAUUGGCCAGGCCAAUUAAAAUUUUUUGGUCUAUAUGACCGAUGGCCAAAAGGCCAAAUUUAUGUAUUACAUUAA
Racocetra fulgida is the source of this 182-nucleotide messenger RNA. The record is from the annotation of a GenBank genome assembly. NCBI's taxonomy places the organism in Eukaryota, Fungi, Glomeromycota, Glomeromycetes, Diversisporales, Gigasporaceae.